AUGGCCCCUGAUUUGCGAAUUGGUAAGAGCAAAUCUGGUAGCCAACUGACUAGUCAUUCAGUCGAUGCAUUUUUGUCGAUGCUCUAUGAGGGCAUAGCAGAAACGUUGCCCGACAGGUUUGUUCGUCGUGGCCGAGCAGCUGCGAGCGAUGAUCCCGAGUGGGAUGUGGAACCGGAGGAUUGUGAUCUUGAGGAUCUUUCAAACUUUUUGGACCGUCCUGGCAAAGGAUCAGUUUGGGAAAGCUUCGUGCCAAGCGACAAGAAAAUCACAAAAUAUUUAGACCCAGGCACAGUCUCAGACCUUUACACGCAAUAUGAAGCCACAAGGGGCAUGUUCGGUGCAACUGCUGUGUCGUAUUCCACCUUCCUGCGGAUCUACAAGGAGAGGUGGCAGGACGUCUUGAAGUUCCGACAGAGGAGCAUGUUUAGCCAAUGUGAACCUUGCUUCCACUUCAAGAGUGACUUGAGCAACCCCUCGCUCACGAUGGAGCAGAAGCUCGGCGUGUUGGUCGAGUACAGGCGGCACUUGGCAUCACAGUACUCAGACAGGUGCAUCGUUUGGAAUCUCCAGGAGCUGGCCCUUGACCCCAUGUCGGACAUCAUCGUCAUGAUGACCGACGGAAUGGAUCAAGCCAAAUUUAGGCUACCUCGUGAUCCAAAGUUGCGUGCGUCAGCUUCACUUAGCUCAGUGGUGCGCCCAAAGCUCACUGUACACGGCCUGCGGGUCUUCGACCUGCCAGAGCAGCUGGCUGGGAAGAUCGAUCCUGGCAGCUGGCACGGGAACAACCACACGGACGCCUUCAAACAGCAAUGUUUCAAACUAGCGCUUCUCAUCCAUCAAGCGUACGGUCAGCCCUACGACAAGGCAGUCCAAUACCUGAAGGAUGUGAAGGUGGAAAAAGCAGCAGGACCAGGGCCAUCGCCUUCCAAAAAGAUGGCAACCGAGAUGGAAAAGAAGCUGAAGAACCUCCCUGGAGAUACUACAUUGCUCAAGGAGAUCAUCAAUUCACUGCUGAUGUUCACCGAAGAUGGUGGUAAUUUGGAUUGCCUCCAUCCUGCGCAACUCGUGCUGGACUGCUUGCGUGGUGAAUCCAAAGACGCAUACAUGGACCAAUUGCAAGGGUGGUAUGAUGCCUACUCGUCUGCACGGGGCAUGGCAAGCAGAAUCUUCAAACCCAUUGACAAAUGCGUGUGA
Durusdinium trenchii is the source of this 1194-nucleotide messenger RNA. Lineage: Eukaryota; Dinophyceae; Suessiales; Symbiodiniaceae. The record is from the annotation of a GenBank genome assembly.